UGGAGUAAAGGAGGAGAGAAGAUCUUAGAACAGGGAUUGGCUACAUGUCAACUCAGGGAAAGUCUGAGCUGAGACAUAGUUGAGAGUCAAAGGAUGCAAAGGGAUUAAAAAAGGAAACACUGAGCUAUAGUUACAGACACACACACACACAAACAAACAUACGAAGACAGCAGAGCCAAAUGGGAGACCUGAAAGGGAGACAUGAACUGCUACAUGGGCUGAAUACAGGCUUGAAGAUAAACUCCUCCGGGGUAAUGGGGCUGAUCCGACAGUCUCUGGAGGCUAAAAAAUUUGCGUACUGUCCCUACAGCAAGUUCAGAGUUGGAGCUGCACUUCUGGCCCAUGACGGCAAAGUGUUCACAGGCUGCAAUGUUGAAAAUGCCUGCUACAACCUGGGUAUCUGUGCAGAGAGGACUGCCAUCUCGAAGGCCGUAUCAGAAGGAUCCAGAGAUUUCAAAGCCAUCGCAAUAGCCAGUGAUUUGUGUGAACAUUUCAUCUCCCCCUGUGGAGCGUGUAGGCAGUUCAUGAGGGAAUUUGGUGGCAGCUGGGUGGUGUACUUGUCCAAACCAGAUGGUUCCUACGUGGAGAUGACAGUCGAAGAACUGCUGCCUGAGUCUUUUGGACCAGAGGAUCUGAAGAGGAAGAGGGUGUACACUAUUCCAAAUGAAUUUUAAGAUUUUAAAAUAACUUUGUAUAGUUAUAGCGACAUUUUGCAGACGAUUUUCCCCACAGAAUCUAAUCCAAGCAUGUAUUAGAGUGGUUAAAGACAUACAGUAAAGAGUCUUUGCUCGCAGCCCCAGUGAAAAAAGGUUCUUCUGGGAUUUAACACUGUCCCAGGAAUAGAAGAGCAAAACAUAGGGAAUGAAGGUAUUUGUAUUAAGAGUGGCACCAAGCUUCUGGUGGCUGAUCAGGAAAAAGGUUAGUGGAGUCCAUGUACAACAGUGUCCCCCUCUCAGAAAGGGUUCAGUGUAGAAGCUAUUAACUAUCUUUAACAAAACAAAACAAAACAAAAAAGGCCCUUAAACCUGUUUUCAAGCAGUGCUAUAUGCAUUUGGAGCAUUAAUGGAUUUACUAGCUUACUUCCUGGACUUAAAUAUUAGUGCUUCUCUUCUUUUUUAGUGAUACCGCUGUCAGAAAGUGAGCCAAGGUUUAUCAUUUUUGGUGCUCAUUUGUAAUACGGAAAAAAAAAGAAUUUCAAUGUAUUUUAUAAGUUGUAAAUAUAAUUUUCUGUAAAUUUUAGACAGUAUUUAAGAUACAUUUGAUUGCUAAAUAAAGUUGAUACAAUCCAAUUAA
Molecule: messenger RNA, 1293 nt
Organism: Pangasianodon hypophthalmus (striped catfish)
Lineage: Eukaryota; Metazoa; Chordata; Actinopteri; Siluriformes; Pangasiidae
Gene: cdab
Product: cytidine deaminase b
Exons: 4
Coding region: 180-674 (164 amino acids)
Cellular component (GO): cytosol
Molecular function (GO): cytidine deaminase activity; zinc ion binding
Source: RefSeq, a predicted model, not a curated record